Messenger RNA from Symbiodinium natans, 789 nucleotides. The record is from the annotation of a GenBank genome assembly. Lineage: Eukaryota; Dinophyceae; Suessiales; Symbiodiniaceae.
AUGACGUUGCACGUUGAAACACUGGCACCUGAUGGGGCGGAGGGGGGGACAGAGAAGCGAGAGCGUAAGUCCUUCAGUGACUGUGCGGUUCUGCUGGUGGACGUGUGCAACGCCGACAGCUUUGAUGCUGCAAUCGCACGAGGGCAGUGGGCCAUGGCCGCCGGUCUUCGCUGCGUCACGGUGCUGAGCUUUUCUGGGCCAUGUCAGGGACAAGGCUCCCAGGACCCGUUCCGUGCCCGUCACGUGCAGCGGGAGAGCAUUGAGUGGCUUUCUGACGAGAUGAGCCUGGUGAGGCCUUCCCACUUCGACUGCACCCGCGAGGCUCUCGGAUCUGGAAGCCUGCAGUUUCAGCUCGAGCUCUUUCUGAAGGUGCUGACCCUCCGGCUGCUGUGGCUGAACCUCGCUCCGAUAGAAGCGAAUGGCUCCCAAGCCAAGGCCCCCACCAGCGUGUCGACACCCUCGUCGCGCCAUUUGACUGGGCCUGCGCUGAGCUCGCGCUCUGACUCCGUCCCUGGGCGGCGCCAGCCGCGGCAGGGCCGCAGUCCAGGCCCGCCAAGAUGCGCCCACAUCUUGCCGGCGCGGUACAUGCCUGGCAUCCGCACAGCACCGGAUGGACCGCCUCGAGGUCGCACUUGGUGGGGAUCCGAGCCAAGGAGCGUGUCACCGCGGCGACCCUCCCCUUCGUUGCAGAGUGCUGCAGCCCAGCUUCGGAUCGGUCAGUUGCAGUGUAUUGGCACUCAUGUUGCAUGGUGUUGCGUUUUGUUGUAUUGUGCUGCUGUGGGGAGCUAG